Molecule: messenger RNA, 447 nt
Organism: Laetiporus sulphureus 93-53
Lineage: Eukaryota; Fungi; Basidiomycota; Agaricomycetes; Polyporales; Laetiporaceae
Exons: 2
Coding region: 69-290 (73 amino acids)
Source: RefSeq, a predicted model, not a curated record
GUUCAAUUGUAGAUGCUAAGUAUGGACGAAAAACAAGAGGAGAAGAGCGUCAGGAUGUAAAUAAACGGAUGGCUACAGCAUCCGCCAGAAUACUGAUAUCAGUGUCAAUGGGUUUAAGUGGCAUGCCGACUUAUGCUGGGACGGUGUCCUCGCUUCUCGAUUUGAUGGAAGUCCGCAAAGCCUCGUCCUCACAAGCGCGCCCAAAGUGUGAUUGCGACGGUCGACGUGUUCGGCGCGUGCUUCAUGAAAGCUCCCGAGCGCAUCCCAUACCACUGACGCUUAGUUCUUGACUACUUUGCCGAUGGCUCGUGCGAAUUGCGUGGAACCGAUAAUUGUCGAUGCUAGUAUUUCCGUGCCAUUGUACCACAAGCCAGCCUUUUUUGUAUCGGGUCUUUAGGGUGGCAUGGACCACCUGUGCUCACACAGUGAGCACGCCGCGGUUUACUG